This is a messenger RNA of Polypterus senegalus (gray bichir), 2763 nucleotides long. It is a transcript of the gene slc2a1c, whose product is annotated as solute carrier family 2, facilitated glucose transporter member 1. The transcript has 12 exons. Lineage: Eukaryota; Metazoa; Chordata; Cladistia; Polypteriformes; Polypteridae. Gene Ontology annotation, biological process: monosaccharide transmembrane transport. Bases 335 to 1786 code for a protein of 483 amino acids. Gene Ontology annotation, cellular component: membrane. The record is from RefSeq and is a predicted model, not a curated record. Gene Ontology annotation, molecular function: hexose transmembrane transporter activity.
UAUACAGAAACUCAAGGGGAAAUGUUCAAGACAAGUUAAGAGUAAGAGAUGAGAAGACACUAAAUGAGAGUGGAAGAUGAAGAGAACUCUGGAAAAUAUGAUACAAAGCCUUACAUAGAUUGCUUUGAAGGGAGAGUGUACAGAAGAAGAAGACAGAGUAAUAGAAUGAAUAAAAGGAGCAUUUUAGAAAAACAAACAAGAUUUGUUCUAAAAGGUGACAGACAACUCAUGGGCUUGCUGAGACUGUGGCAAAAAGAAGCAGGGGACAGUGCACAAACAAGCAAAAACAAAUAUAAAGGGUGUGCUUUCCAGUCUUUGAAUUUACUGCACAUCAAUGUGUAUCAAGCAGAGUCUCUUCACAUUGCCUUUGGUGACCUGUGUUAUGGCUGCCGUCCUAGGAUCUCUCCAGGUUGGGUACCACUCAGGCAACAUUAACUCACCAGAAAAGAUAAUUGAAAUUUUUUUUAAUGAAACAUGGGAAAUGCGGUACAACUGUUCACUAUCAGAGUCCAGCUUUUCCCUGUGGUGGUCUGUCACAGUCAGCAUUAAAGAUUUUGGAGGAAUGAUUGGAGCACUAGGAGUCAAAGUUCUUGCAGACACUUAUGGAAGAAGGAAUUCCAUUCUUGUGGCCAAUGGCAUAUCCAUUCUGAGCACAUGUUUGAUGUCUUUGUCCCACCUCUGCAAAUCAUUUGAGUUGCUCAUUUUAGGUCGAUUAAUCUUUGGACUAUUCUGUGGUCUAAUAAUGAGUCUGAACCCUCUCUACAUUCAGGAGAUUUCCCCCAGAUCAAUGCGGGGAGCAUGUGCGACAGUUAACCAGGCCUUAUUUUCCAUUGGUAUUUUAUUGGGCAUGUUAAUGAGUCUGGAUACAGUUUUGGGCACAGAAGAUUGCUGGCCAUUAAUGCUUUCACUGUCCUUGAUACCAGCAUUUCUCCAAUACCUUUUCUUACCCCUCUGUCCAGAGAGCCCUCGUUAUCUGAUUAUAAAUCAAGGGAAAGUAGAAGAGGCCAAAAAGGUCCUACAAACCCUUCGAGGACCUUUGAGGGAUACAUCUAGCGAGAUUAAAGAGAUGCAAGAUGAGGCAAUUAAUAUUCAGUCAAAGGUCACCGUCAAGGCAUUUCUAACUAGACGAAGCUACAGGAUGCCAAUCCUAAUUCUCAUUGUUAUUAACUUAGCUGUACAUAUGUCUGGGUUCAACAUAAUAGUAAAUUAUUCAACUAGUAUAUUCAGAGCCUCUGGUCUUCCACAUUCUCAAUCACUUACCCUUGGAGCUGGUGCUAUCAAUACUUUCUUCACCAUUGUCUCUGCAUCCUUAAUGGAACGAGCAGGACGUCGGAAAUUACUCCUGGUUGGCUUUGCUGUAAAAGUAUUGUGUAAUGUGUUGCUAACUAUCACAACUUCUUUGACCACCAUCUCUGGGAUGCCUAUUGUACAAGUUGUGGCUGUUUUCGGUCUGGUAUCAGCUUUUGAACUUGGACCUGGCCCGAUAUCUUGGUUUAUUUCUGCGGAACUUUUUGAUCAGGCUGCUCGACCAUUUGCAAUGUCCCUGACUAGCUUGCUAAACUGGGGAGGAAAAUUCCUGUCCACUCUACUUUACACACCACUACUGAUGGUGAUUGGACCCUACGUUUACAUUAUAUAUGCAGGUAUUCUGAUUGCUGCAUUUGUUUUUGCAUUUCUUCACCUACCAGAAACUAAGGGCCGCACAUUUGACGAAAUUUCUUCAGAGUUUCGGAAAACUGAUGGCAUCUUAUUGGAUGUGAAAUAUGGAUUUAAGACUUUUCAAUGAAAUAAUGGUCUUAGUACUUAAUAUUUUCAUGCAUCUAAGAUAUCGAGGUAUCAUGAAAAAAUUACCAAAAAAUAACAGUAUCAUAGUGUUAGCCUUCCUGCUUCACAGGCCCAAACCCAGCACAGUCGGGUCCAGGUAAAUCUCAAAGAUGUUCAGAUUAAGUUGCAUGAUAAUCAUGUAUAAUUCAGUACACUAAUAGCUACAAUAUGGCUACAACAAGAAUGUUUUUGAAGUUCAUGGGGAAUUAAAAUUCACAAUUUUGGUAUGGUCUGAAACUGCAGGUAGAGUGUUGUUGUAAGCAAUUUAAUUAAAUGAAAAAUUAAUUUUCAGGAAUUUUUGAUUUCUACAUUAGAAGGUGGUUUUAAAGAAAACUAGCACCAUGUCUAUGGUAUUAAUGUAACAAACCAGCAAGGACAGGAAAAGCUGAUCAGUUAAACUUUUUAGAAGAUAGAAGCAGACAGAAUGUGUUAAGGACCCUAUCAAACCUAACGUUAAUCCUACUUUAAGAUAAAGAUUACAGGGUCCCUACGAAGUACACCAAGUAUGCUUAUUCUGUUAAACUCUACAAUAUUAUAGAAGUAAAUAAAUAACUACAUACAUACAAACAUACAUAUAUACAAACAUACCUAAUUAAAUAAAUAAAUCUACCACAAACAAAGUAUAACAAAAAGAUCAAGCAAUAUCAAGCAUUAAUAAAAAAUGAUAUCAAAAAUAAAUGAAAUAUGGAAAUAUUGAACUACAAUAAAUUCCUUACAAAGGUAGCACGAGAAAUUCAGAGUAAUUAUAAAAUAGGACAACCUACCUGUCAUAUCUCAGCUCCUUAAGUGAACAAAUAAAGCCGCAGAAACACUGUAAACCAUUGCUUGUACUCAGAACUCAUGGAGAAGCAUGUUUUAGUACUUUUAGGAGAAAUGCAUUGUUUCAUUCAUAUUUGGCUCAAUUUUUUCUGUGAAAAUAAAAAAAGUUAAUACAUUUAA